Gordionus sp. m RMFG-2023 is the source of this 7626-nucleotide messenger RNA. RefSeq lists its product as uncharacterized. The record is from RefSeq and is a predicted model, not a curated record. Gene Ontology annotation, biological process: negative regulation of hippo signaling. The transcript is spliced from 24 exons. Gene Ontology annotation, molecular function: protein binding. Gene Ontology annotation, cellular component: plasma membrane. Lineage: Eukaryota; Metazoa; Nematomorpha; Gordioida; Chordodea; Parachordodidae. Bases 129 to 7565 code for a protein of 2478 amino acids.
UAUCAGGAUUAACUUCUGACGUUGAUGCUUGCUACAAUCCAUCACAACCACAUUAUUUGUCAUUGAUUAACAACACCCUGGAUCCGAAUUGUUUUUCAAUUUCCCGCGAAUUAUUUUUGGGUGAUAAAAUGUAUGAAACACCCUCGAAAGAUUUAAUUCCCAUGACCAUUUCCUCUUGCACAAAUUGUACCUUGAUCACAUCGCUCACCUUCUCGCACCUUGACCCGACCUAUUUAAGUUCCAAUCAGGCACAGUGUAAAUCAUUUAUUCACGAUACUUCUUUUAAUGAUAGUUCUUUCGAACAUACAGAACUUAUCAAUAAGGAAAAUGAAAACAAUUUUAGUGAUGAUUAUUCUCUAACCAUUUCCCGCGCGAGUAAUAAAUUUCAAAACUAUUUGAAUAUCGAUAAUAAAUCUGAAUAUUCCGUUGGUUACCAUUCUAGUUCUCAAUUUUCCGACCACAUAAUUGUAAAACACAAAAACAUGCUAAAUCCAGCCGUUUUAACAUCCCUGAGUUACAAUUCAUCGACGGACAUUAUAUCGAAAGAAAAUGAAAGUGGCAUAGACCUCAAGUAUUACAACUUGAGUCCAUGGUGUUCAUUGUCGUCAUCGUCUAACGAUAUAGAAGUUAGUAAUAUAGAUACUUGGCGGUGUUCAGAUGAGAACACAAUGAAAACGAUACCCGCUGCCGUUGGCUGUUCCGGUAGGUAUUGCAGCUUGAGUAGUGGCUCAAGUGAGUUGUUGAGUAAAAUGUACGAUACGGCUUUGGAAAAGUACGAACGCGUGCAGCGAGACCACGAAGCCUUGAGACUCAAACAUGCCCAACUUCAGGCCUCUUAUGACACCACACUUGCUCGUGUCGAAAGGGAAGCUUCACGCAUCAGAAGCAAGCUUGAGGCCGCGCUCCAGGACAGAACUCAAUUGCUCAAACAAAACUUAUCCCUUAAACAACAUCUCACGGGCCUGAGUCGGAAGCUCGAAAUCACUCUCCUCGAGACCAAACAAGCUACUUACCAACUCAAAACGGUGUCACAGCAAAGAGAUGAGGCUAUAAAAGAGAUGAAUCAUGCAUUGGCUUUGCAAAUUCGUUCCUCCAAAGAUUUAGAAAAACGAUUAAUGGAAAGAAAUGCCGUUGUACAAGAAUACAGUUUGGUUAUGGCAGAAAGGGAUACCGUGCACCAAGAAAUCGACAAACUACAGGAAGAAAUUAAUGACAAUAAAAUAAAAAUAAAUCGACUUGAAAAAGAAACUCAAGAAAACGCUGAAGAAAAAGAAGCGUAUAAAAAGGAAUUGGAUAUGUCUUCGAAAGAGCAAAAUUUGUUGAUUAAGGAUUAUGAAAUUAUAAAAAAUAAAUUUCAAGAGGCAAAAAAUGAAAAUAUUAAACUGGAAAAAGAGAAAGAAGAAAUUUUAAUUCGAUGUAAAAACUUAUUCGAUGAAAAGGAUUCCCUAAAAAAGGAUAAAAUGCGAGCUUUGGAAGAUAGGGAUAUUAUUUUAAGAGAUUUGUACCAAAAGGACAGGAUAGGAGACUCUGAUAAAGAAGUCUUAUAUGACAGAUUAAGACUAUUGCAGUCUCAAUUAAUAGAAACUCGUAGGGAUGCAGAUAUCGCUAGAAGGAAGAGGGAUGUGGCUUACAAUGAAAGAGAUAAAAUUAUCCUGGAAAAGGAUAAAUAUAAAGAUGUUUUUUUAAGGUUAAAAGCUGAUUGUGACGAUAAUUACAUGGAAUACGACAAAUAUAGAACAAUAAAUUAUCGGUUAGAAGGGUUCAAGGGUAAACACAUUAAUUUUAACGCACUAAAUGAAUUCGAUUGGCAAACCGAAAUUAUAAAUUACAAAUUGAACGAUAAAUUAAAUUACGAAGAAUUCGGAAUUCAUUUUGAUCGUAUACCCUCUUGCAAAAAUCAUUUUACUAUGGGUGUGCGUGUUGUACAUGUUUCAAAGAAGUCUAUAUUUUACAAUAACAUAAAACAAAAUGAUUAUAUAGUAAGUGUGAAUGAUAUCGAUAUCACCGAAUCUCCAGAAACACUGAUUCAACAAAUCUUAGACACCGCUCAAUUGAAUUAUUUACGUUUGAUUAUUAGACGAAACAGAGAAAAUAAAAUUCAAUUUAGAUUCGCAAAAUUUUUGUAUACAAGUUCAAUUGAUUGGCCUUUUGGGCAAGAUUUGGGUCUCGUAUUAUCUAUGGGUGUUUUUAUUGAUGAUAUAAAAACCAAGUCCUUGAUUUCUAAGGAUAAUAUAUUUUCUAUUGGGGAUCGUGUAUUAAAGAUAAACAACAUGGCGAUUGAUUCUAAAAACAAGAUUGAAGAUAUCCGAAAUUUGUUAGACAAUAAGGGAACGAUUUCAAUAACCGUGGCGAAAAAUGAAAGUUUUAAUAACUAUUUAGUUAAAAACACGUUAGAAAUCGACAAAUUAUUAGAAAACAAAUCUUGUUCCGUAAAACCUGACAAUCUUGAUAGAUACAUGGAGACGUUUGAUGCUUUAGACUUUCCUAAUAACCAUUCUUAUAGAAACAUAUUGUUAACUUAUCCUAGAUGUAAAUAUUUAUAUGCUCAUUAUUUGCAAAAGUUAGGUUCAGACCUAAAAACAUAUAACAGGGAAAAAUAUUCUCAAAUGAGAAAUCAAUUACCAUUGCCUUGGCCUAAAGCUUAUUUAAUUAAUUCUCAAAUGUAUAAAAAAUCAUUAUCCCAAGAAAAUUUAUUUUGUCCUUCGUUGCUUAACAACCAAAAAUAUGAUUCGAUCGGCAAACAAGCCAUGUCAUGCAAGAAAGCAAACGAUCAAAAUAUGGUGAAAGAGAGGAAGAGUUUAAAAUGGCCUCAGCGGAAAGGCAAACUAAUAUCUACGAAACUUGAAGCCUAUCUCGAUAAGCUACAGGAAAAGAUGAAAAAAGGAAUAGGAGUCACGCAUGCCCAUUAUGAAUCCAAGCAAAACCCUUCUCAAAAGAUGAUUAAGCAAAAAGAAAUUUGCCCACUCCUCUCGAGAGACGAGGAAGAAACUCUUGCAGCCCUUGACCACGUCAUAUGUCAAUAUGGGCAAGCUAAAUAUUCAAAAAAAGAUAUUUACACUAAAACACAUAACUAUGACAAGACGAAUACGCGGAAUCAAACUUGGCCUACAUCUCAUAUCAAAAACAUUUUUAGGCCGACCAGUGCAACUAAUCAAACCCAGAAUGAACUCAUGGAAAAAUAUCCUAAAGUUUCUAAAAAUCGAAAAACAACCACUAACAAUAGUGUAGCGCGUCUGUCCACCUUUUUCGCCAAGUUGAAAACGCAAGAACAUCGAGAUGCGCCAUGCAAAUCUGGUCCCGAACAAUCAUACCAUUCCAUGUGUUCCUUUAAGUUCCCAUCAUCCUCGGCAUCCCAGUGCGACUCUUUUCUAUCGCAACAGCAUCAAUCAGCAAAUAUAGAAUCGAUCAAAAAAUCUAACAUUGAACAGAUAUCAGCUAGCUUAUGGCCUAGGAAAAAAAGUAAAAAAGAAAGGCGUUCACUCUUUUCCUCUUUUUGGGGACAGGAUCUGAAGCGGGAUUUCGUUCCUAUCACAUCACUAGGUCUCAAUAGAAAUAAUAAAGAUACAAAAAUUAUCCCCACUUGUUUAUCCCCUACAUUGAUAUCAUCGCGCUCGUCCUUCCUUACUUCUAGUCUUAAGUCAACCUCCAACCCAUUAUCUAAAAGUAGGAAAGCAUUUUACCUUAACGAUUUUCCAACUGACGUGAAAACCGUUAAUGAACAAAAUUUCAUUAAAUUGGAAUCGUUAAGCUCUAUGGAGGCUGAUUAUUGUCACAAUCAUACCAUGGUUACCAAUGAAGAAAAUACAAGCAAUAUUUACAAGGUUUUUUCUCAAACAGAACAAUUUUCAAAUGAUAAUAACCAUCAAUGUUAUACUGAUUGGAACCAAGUAAAGUUUAAAAAUGAUGAUACUAAAAUGUUAUCGAUAUUCAAAGAAAAUCAAAAACAACUGUGCUCAUAUGAUUCUUAUCAAACAUUUCCAAAUAAACGUUUUCAGAAAUCCAUAAUUAAUAGCCAGGAUGACUAUUGUGAUAAUGAAUUUGUAAAUUAUAAAAUAGCGCCAUCAUUUAAUACAUCCAUUAGUAAAUUACCGUCUAUGGCAGCACUUAUUAAGAGACGCCAUAAGAAGUUAUCAUAUGACAGCUAUUUUAGUGGAAUACGACCUAAAUCAGUUCCACCCAACAAGUUAUACAAUAUAGCAAAUUCGUCAACCCAUAAUUUUAUACACGAAAUCCCCCUUUCCCAUGGUGCUAAGUUUGAUUUUACUAUUGAAAAAUUCUAUCUCAAACAUCAUUCUGAUAGUAAUUAUAAUUCUAAUGAUAAUGGUGAAAUGAUUUAUAAGGAUAUAAUCCAUGAUUCAAGUUCAAAAAUAAAUAAUAGUGUUCGAUCUCGAUAUAAUCAAAAUUAUAAAACAAAAUUAAAAACAAAUCCUUUCAUUGUUAAACCUCUAUCCGAAAUCUUAACAUCUUCAUUUGAAGAGGAAGGAGAGAGCGGAAAUUAUAAAACCAAAAUAAUGAUGAUAAAUAAUCAUUCAUCCGAUAUUAAUAACAACAUUAUUACUUUUAAACAGUUAGAUUGUGCCAGCGAAAUCAUAGAUUUACAAACUAAUAGCCAUGAUGGUGCUAUAUACAAUAGUUACAAAAUUAACAACACUAAUGUUGAUGUUUAUGAAAAUCCUAUUAGUCUUGAAAAUAUAUUACAAGUAUCGAGUAGUCCAACUAUAAAAAAUAAUAUCAAUAUCGAUUAUCUACUUUCUAGAACAACCGCGCCUUUUAAAUUGGAUUUGACCCUAAAAAGGAAUAAGAUUUCUGAAUCAGAGAGGAGUAGUCCUACUCCCAACUCAUAUAAAUGCUAUAGAGAGGGGAUAUUUACCUUGCCUCCGAAUAACACUCAUUUUAUCGAUUACAAUCUACGUUAUAAUUUUUUGGACCAAAAUCAGUACAAAACUGAAACUUAUAGCCAAGCAAAUAACUAUUGGAAUAAUACUGUAAUAUCAAUUACAAGGGAGGUUAGGACGAUUGUAAUCGACAAAAGUACUGAACCUUUAGGCAUACAGAUCGAAUGCUUGAAAUCUUGUAACUAUACUAGUCACGUCCAACAAAACAAAAUUAGUGAUAUUGAAAUGGAUGAAUUAGAUAAAGACAAAGGUGGGAUUUAUAUAUCCUUUAUAGAGACCGACAGUUUGGCAUAUUUGGCCGGGCUACAAGUUGGUGAUCAGUUGCUUGAAAUUUGUGGCAUCAAUUUGAGAAAUGCUACAUAUUCUUUGGCUGCUAAUGUUCUAAGAAAUUGUGGACAACAUAUGACAAUUUUGGCACAAUACAAUCCUGAAAAAUAUUUUGAAAAGAACACAAUUUCGCCCAAUGAAAACAUGAAAAGUCAAAACCAAACCGACGAUUUAUUAAAAAAUAAUCGAUAUUCUUACGCUGAAAAUGAUAAACAAAUAAAAUUAAGUAAAGAGCCAAAGUUAUUAUCUAACAAAUUAUCAUCAACACUUAAAUUAUCAGAUCAUAAAAAGAAACGGCCAUGGAUUUUACCACGCUAUCAAAGGAAUUUAACCAAGGUGCUUCAAAAUGAAAGUCUUGGCUCUAAAAAUGAAGGCAUGAAUAAUUGUGAUAACCUACAUAAAAAGAGUCUAACCAAUCGCUUUUAUCAAUCGGAACAACAAAAACCGCUCUCCAACUCUAAUUAUAACAAUUUUAAUCUAAAACAAUCUUCCAAACAAUGCGACCCAAUUAUAGCUUCGGCCUCUGAUUUUUUAAAAUCAACUAAAAAUAAAUACGAAGAAAGAGAAGUUAAAUUCAUUUUUAUCGAUAUAAGCGCUAACUCAAAAUCCACGUUAACCUCUGUGGAUUCAUCGUCAGAAAACAAGGAUUUGGAUGAUUUUAAAGGUUUUUUACUCGAGAAUCGAAUAUGCGAUGUGUACAAUCGAUAUUACCUAAAUUUCAAAAACUUGGGUAUAAGCUUGAUUGGGGGCAAUAAAUGUGGCAUUUUUAUCAAUGAAAUUUUGCCCUACGGUUUAGUAAAUGAUUAUUUUAAUCGGGAAAAAUCUAACAUUCAAUCUUCUCAAUUUUACCUUCCCGAUAAAAAUGUUAACAGGGAUAUUAUAGAUCGACUGAUCAAAGGUGAUCAAUUACUUAAGAUAAAUGGGAUGACUUUAAAAAAUCUUACUAUGGAAGAAGUUGUGUAUGAAUUGGGAAAAUCAACUAUUCUUGCUAUAUCAGCUCGCUCUAAUUAUAUAAAAUAUCAAGAUGCUCUUUACAAAUCUGGUGACUCAAUAUAUAUAAAGACAUUAUUUGAUUUGGAAGAUUUUGGAUUUUUUUUUAACAAAGUACCAAAUUUAAGUUUUAAAAGGAAUGAUAUAUUAUUAGUCGAUGACACUAUGUUUAAUGGAGAUUGUGGCUGUUGGAAAGCAUGGAAAUUAGAUGAAAGAGGCAAUAAAAUUGUUUGCGGGGUGAUACCUUCUGAUUACAAAUUAGAAAUUUUGGAGCGAAAUUUAAACAUGCAAAAGGUUGGUUCUCACAAUAGGUCAUUUUGUAAAAUGAUAAAGAAAAGUCCUAAAAACUCUCCCAUCAUAUCACUGACAUCUCUAUUUUCGGCAAGGGAUAACGUUGUUUCUCAAAAUAACGAAAAUCAACAUGGUAGCACCUUGAGCUACAAGAGAAGAUUUUCUAUCGACAAUACAUUACUGGAUAACUUUAAUUCUAAUAUUAAUUAUAAUAAAAAUACGAGAUUUUAUAACAAUAUAACUAUAAAAGAGGAUACAUUAUUGGAUCAGAUAAAUUAUAAUUCUUUUAAUAACAAACUUAUUCCUAUAAAGAGCCAAACAGUAGGUAAAAGAAACAAAUUUACCAGCAAUUUUCAGAAAUUAUUAUCCCUAAACUAUUCGUAUCAUGAAGAUAAAGAAGACACUAACGAUUUUGGAAAUUCCAAAAAGCAUCUGUUUUACCAGAAAAUCCGCAGGAUUGAAAUUUAUUAUCAGCGACCACUAAUAGUUUAUGGACCCUUUGCCUCUGAAAUAAUUGAAAAAUUGAUUCAUCUCUGGCCUCAUAAAUUUAAUCUCUUUAAAUCUGCAGAAAUAAUGAAAGGGUCCUUAAAAAUGAUGGAGCAGGGUAUUAUGGACAAUAUUUUUUUUGAUUUUAAAAAAUCUGGAGAUUAUUAUGAAUAUAUUUCUUACCAGACAAUGAAAAAUCUCAAUCAGCAGAAAUCUUAUCAUAAUAUACUAGAUAUGAAUAUUGAAGCACUUCCUCGAUUAUUUUCAUUAAAUAUAUGUCCUAUUAUAGUAGUGAUCAAAUUUAAAAACAUAAAACACAUGAAAGAAUUCCACGACAACAAUCUUAACAAAACUAACUUCGAAGACAGUAUGAAUGCAUCAAAAAAGAUUAAAUCCAUAUAUCAAAAGAUCAACAAAAUAGAAGAACCCUUGAAGCGUUACCUUCAAAUUUACAUUCCAGACAAUCUAAUCAUAGACAAUAUAUGCGAAGAUAUGUUACAUUUAGUAGAACAAGAACAACAAAAAGCUCUAUGGGAACCAAUUAUAAUGCUAAACACAAAUUUUGGAACUCUAUAAUUUAUACAAUGUAGUAUAAAAAAUUGUGAUAUUUAUUUAUUCGCUUUUAUUCAUCAUAUAA